Molecule: messenger RNA, 1768 nt
Organism: Xenopus laevis (African clawed frog)
Lineage: Eukaryota; Metazoa; Chordata; Amphibia; Anura; Pipidae
Gene: vsig2.S
Product: V-set and immunoglobulin domain-containing protein 2-like
Exons: 7
Coding region: 60-1013 (317 amino acids)
Source: RefSeq, a predicted model, not a curated record
UAAGACAGCUAACAUACGUACAGGUUUCACAGAGAAAACAAAGGCACACAAUUCCGAACAUGUUACAAAAACACCUGCUAUUUUUUUCAGUUGGUCUCAUUUUCUUCAAAGAUGUUGUUAUUACAGUGGAUGUCACUAUACCAGAAAGCACUGUGGUGGGAAAAACUGGUUCAAAUGUACUCUUACCCUGUAUAUACAGUUCCACUCCUGCUUCUCAGUUUGUUCUUGAAUGGUGGUUUGCCCCUGGCAACACAGCACCAUCAGAUGGACAACAGAUGUAUUACUAUUCCAAUGGAAAAACCUACAAACCUGGAUCGCAGUCUGAAAGACUAAGUACUUCGGUGACUCCACCAAUUACAGGAAUUGCAUCAAUUCAAUUAAAUAAUAUCAUAUCAUCUGACAGUGGUUCCUAUGUGUGCCAAGUAAACAACCCGCCGGAUUUCAGAGGCACUGGCUCAGGAAUUGUGAAACUCAUAGUUCAAGUUCCACCAUCUACCCCAACAUGCCAGUUGAAUGGAAAAGCCAUAGCUGGAAGUGAUGUAACACUGAUGUGCAGUUCCACUGAAGGUUACCCAGCUCCAGUUUAUUCAUGGACUUAUGCAGGAUCCAAGUUAUCAUCCUUUCCUAGCAUGAUGGAAAAUGAAAUAAGUGGAAGCCUCCUUAUCACCAACAUUUCACAGGCCAAUUCCGGAAUUUACCAGUGCGUGGCAACAAAUGAUAUGGGGACAGCAACAUGCGACGUGACAGUCUCUGUUACAAACGCUGCUGAUGCCGGAACAAUAGCAGGUGUUGUCGUGGGAGUUUUGUUGGCAAUACUGUUGAUUGUAGCUGUAGCCAUUUAUAUAUUAUGUUACAGAAGAAAACAGAAGAAGUCUCAGAAACCUGAUUACCCUGGCAAUGAAAUAAGGGAAGAUGCAAUGUCACCAGGGAUGCAUGAUGGCAGAAGAUCCAGCCAAACAGAUUCCUUCCUGUCAAACAAUGCAACAAGAAGGCAUGACAGCAUGGUUGUUUAAUAUAAAGCUUAAAAAGGACAUUUAAACAUUUAAAGGAGAUGUAUGGGCAUUGGGAACAAUGAAAAAACCCUAAUCUUGUAGGCAAUAAUGAAUAAUAUAUGGUGCUGGUUUCACUUUGGGCUAAAAGUGAAUAUUAUACAGUCCCUGUAGAAAUAACUGGACUUGCUGUGUUUUUCUUGAAGACUUUUCGCCAGUCAUCCAACUGGCAGGCACGUUUCACGUUCCAAUGCCGCGUCAGAGCGGAUGGAGGAGGGGCCGCAUCGCUAGUGCAGUGAGCGCUAUUGCGCUUGCUGCACUAGAAGAGCCAAAUUUCCGUUUUAAAAAACGGAAAUUCGUCUCUUAAAGUUACCAGAGGCGGCUUUUUGCCGUCCUUGGUAACUGCCUGCUCCGUGCUGCCUGAGGAUUCUCACCUUGCCUCAUGGCCGGAGCGGCCCUGCCAACUGGCUUUCUCAAUUCAGAAUGACUUGUAAAUAAGAUCUUUCUGGAAAAAAUACCCUGGAGUGUUGCUCCAAUAAGCAAAAUCUGUUUAUCAUAAUCUGCAAGGAUGUUAUGAAGUUAGAUGUUGAUUGUAUUAGCAAGAUUGGAGCUUUGAGGUGUUAUUAAACCUUCCAGAUAGAGGUGCCAAAACAGCAUUGUAUGUGGCAGACAAUAGACGUCGCACCCCCCUGCCUCUAUAUUUAAACUUGGUUUUUCAGUUUUUACAUAUAUGGCUUCUUGUAAAAACCAGUUGGAUGACUAGUAAAAUGUCUUCAAGA